Messenger RNA from Pimephales promelas (fathead minnow), 1092 nucleotides. RefSeq names its product ints3 and nabp interacting protein (gene inip). Gene Ontology annotation, cellular component: nucleus; SOSS complex; nucleoplasm. The record is from RefSeq and is a predicted model, not a curated record. NCBI's taxonomy places the organism in Eukaryota, Metazoa, Chordata, Actinopteri, Cypriniformes, Leuciscidae. Gene Ontology annotation, biological process: DNA repair.
UCACACGGACACAGUUGUGAUGCGACGAGCACUUACCGGAGAAGAAAGUGCUUUAUUUAUCAGAGGAGACCAUCCGAUUUAGGUUCUAAUUAUUGAUUUUACUCGGUAUUUUAGAAGUUGUUUCUUUUGUUUAAUAUUUAGAUAUAGAGCACAUGUGGAAAUGGCCGCAAAUCCGCCCGGACAAGGAUUUCAAAACAAAAACAGGGUUGCUAUUUUAGCCGAGCUGGAUAAGGAGAAGAAACGCCUGAUCCAGAGUCAGUCAAUGAACAAUCCAGGAGCCAGCAUUCCACUCUCUAGACCAGCAGUAAAUAAAGAGUUCAGGGAUCAGGCCGAACAGCAGCACAUUGCAGCACAGCAGAAAGCAGCUUUACAGCACGCACAUGCACACUCGUCAGGCUUCUUCAUCACUCAGGAUUCCUCCUUUGGUAACCUCAUACUGCCUGUUUUACCAAGACUCGAGCCGGAGUCUUGAUCAGUUUUGAUCAAAUAUGCUACUCUGACAUGGACUUGCUAGAUGACUUUCAUUUUUCAUGAAUUUUUUUUAUUGUGUGGUGGUCUAUUUUUUUUCAUGAAUUUACAUAAAAUGGAGAAAAGUUAACUAUUACUGUCUUGUCAUUUUUAAUAAUGUAAUAAUGUUUUUCCUAUUGUCAUGUAUAUCAGAGAAUGACAGCUUCUCAAACAAGAACAAAUGUUGGGCGCGGCUUGAUCUUGUCCAUUGGGAAAUGAUUUGAUGGUUUUGGUUUGCUAUUCGAACUCAUUUGUGUGACCGGUUACUCCGUCCUCAUGAGAGAUGUCACUGCUAGAGGAAGGGGAUCUUAAAAUGAAUGAGGCACAUGAGUAAAAAAUAUAUGUAAAGAUAAUAAGAAUUGUGCAUUUUGAUUUUCGUGGUGACUUUAAAAACUAAAUCUGAGACGUGAGAUAAAAACCAGGAAAAAAAAAGUAUGAAAAAAUAUGACUACUUAUUUUACAGGGUUGCUUUAUUCGUGGCAGUAUAUUUGUAUCUCAGCGGAUUUCUUUCAUGCCUCAAACACCUUAAUUUGUAAAAUAGUCAUUGUUGUGUAUGUUAAAGAAUAAAUAAUAUUAUAUCAGGCA